Caenorhabditis briggsae is the source of this 846-nucleotide messenger RNA. RefSeq names its product Protein CBR-LYS-8 (gene Cbr-lys-8). Gene Ontology annotation, molecular function: lysozyme activity. NCBI's taxonomy places the organism in Eukaryota, Metazoa, Nematoda, Chromadorea, Rhabditida, Rhabditidae. The annotation marks the transcript as partial. Gene Ontology annotation, biological process: signal transduction; innate immune response; cell wall macromolecule catabolic process. The record is from RefSeq and is a predicted model, not a curated record. The transcript is spliced from 3 exons.
AUGCUUCUCAAAUCACUAGUAGUUCUUUCUGUAUUGGCAGUUGCUGCCCAAUCGGUUCCAGCAUCUGUUAAAGUUCUUCCAUUCGUUGACUCUUCUCUUCCAGUCAAAUUCAGACAAGUUAUUGCCGAGGCUGCUCCAAGAGUUCCAGCCAAUUUGGCAUCCUACGCUUUCGCUGUUGAUUUGUCUGUGCCAGCCUCCCAAAGCACUCUCCAAUGCAUUAAACAAGCCGGAUAUGCCGCUGCCUUCAUUCGUGCUUAUAACCCAGCUGGACAAGGAUCCUUCGACACCAACGCUUGCAGCACUAUUCAAAAUGCUUAUUACGCUGGACUCGGAACUGAAAUCUACAUGACUCCACAACCAGCAUCCAGCAAGCAAGGAUACCAACAAUUGGAUGAAGUUUAUCAAGGAUUGACUCAAGCUGGAAUCACCAUCAGAUCCGUUUGGAUUCAAGUCACUUCUCCAACCAACUGGCCAGCCAGUGCCACUAACAAUGUUAACUUCAUCAAUAGUAUCAUCUCAAGAGCAAGACAAUACGGAAUGACCGUUGGAAUCUACACUUCUUAUUAUGACUGGAACCAGAUCACCAAUGGAUGGACCAGCAUUGGAAACGAUGUUCUCUUGUGGUACUGGAAUGUUUUGGGAGGAGGUGUCAACGGAGAGACUCCAGCCAAUUUCGCUGAUUUCCGUGCUUUCGGAUGCUGGACUGCUCCAUCUGUCAAACAAUUCGCUCAAGUUGAGCAAGUCUGCCAAAUCACUGUCAACAGAGAUGUCUACGCUGCCGGAUCCAUGCUUAAGGCCGCUGACGCUGUUCAAGAAGACGGAAAGAUUUACGCUGGAGGAUUCAUC